AUUAUUAUUAUCAUUAUUAUUAUUAUUAUUAUUAUUAUUACUAUGAUGAUGAUGAUGAUGAUGAUGAUGAUGAUGAUGAUAAUGACCGUCAUUACUAGUGUCGUCAUCUCAUUAUUUUGAUAUAUCAUCGGUGCGCACAACCUGCUCCUAUAGAUACAAGAAAGCCUCUCACCGUCCUGCCUUGCUCAUGUGACUGCCUGUCUGCACCAUGAACUAUGACACCCUCUGUGAAACUUUUUCUGUUAAUAGCCUUACAGAGAGAGAGAGAGAGAGAGAGAGAGAGAGAGAGAGAGAGAGAGUGGGUGUCUCUUCUCUUGGUAGUGGAGGUGAGUCAGUGUGUGGUGUGAGCAAGGCAGGCGUCCUCGUGACAAGGCGUGACAGGGCGUGGCGUGGGGCGGCUGGAUACUGUGAAAAACUGGUGUGGUGGUCUGUCUCCUCUGGUUAAAAACGAGUAAUGGCGCUCCAGGGGGUGAGUGUCACUUGGGAUCCAAGCCAAAUGCGGGUCUUCUGACUAAGCUCCAAGCCAAGGGCAUCGACGGCGGUCUCCUGAAGCUACUCGAAGAUUAUCUCCAAGGAAGGACGCUUGGAGUUGUCGUCAAUGGGCGGACCUCAUCACCCACCAAUAUAGGAGCGUCAGUUCCACAGGGCUCAGUGCUUGGCCCAGUCCUGUGGAAUGUUUAUAUAGACGAUCUGCGCUAGCUUCCUGCAGUCAAGGCUUACGCCGACGACUGCACAAUCUCCCUCUCCUACUGCCGCCAGGACAGCCAGCGCGCCGUGGCCAACAUCAACCGCCAGCUGAAGGCAGCAGAAGAGUGGGGGAAGGUGUGGCAAGUCACCUUCGCGCCGGACAAGACACACGCCAUGGUCAUCUCACGAUCCCCUGCCGCCUCUCAGGCCGUGGAAGGACAACUACGGUUUGAGGGCGAGCAGCUGCCUCUCCAGGAACACAUCAAGAUCCUGGGAGUCACCAUGGAUCGUGAGCUGCGCUACGACACCCACAUCACGUCUGUAGCCCGCCAGACCUCUCAGCGUGUGUCAGCCCUGCGCAGGAUGGCUGGCAGUCUGGACUCGCGAGGCAUCCUCACUCUCUACAGGGCACAAAUCCGUCCCUGUAUGGAGUACGGUGCCUUGACAUGGAUGUCCAGCGCCCAUACCCACACCAGCCGGCUCGACGCGAUACAGAGGCGCGCUCUUCGUCUAUUGGGGGAAGACGAGGAGAGCGUGGCAAGUAUCACGUCACUGGAGCACCGGAGGGACGUGGCAACCUUGACGGUGUGCCACAAAGCUCAAGUGCUGCACACACCUCACCUCUCCCGCCUCAGCUUGCCGCCACACCCACCCGAGAGAAAUACGAGGCAAGCAGUGGACGGGGACCAGCAGGUACUGGUGCCUCUCUCCCGCUCCUCACAACACCAGCGAACAUUCAGAGCCAGGGCAUUGCGCCUGUGGAAUCAUUUCACGGUGGCCACGCCUGCUGAGGUAACGGGACUAUCAACUCAGCAGACAAAAGUGGCCGCCAAUGUCUGGAGAAGCGCUCUCCCUGCCCGGCUAGUGUUGUGAAGUAAAGUGCAGUGAUGUGAGGUGUCACAACAAUAUACUAACGUGAAAAAGACGUUUAGAAUAGUUCCUUGCCAACACAAGGAGCUUUAUGUCUAAAUCUCUAUCUGUACCUGAUAUAUUGUUAAAUAAUAUGAUGUAAAUCAGUGUAAGAUGAUGUUUAAAUAAAAAAAAAAAAUGAUACGACUGGAUAACUAAAUCAGAGAGAGAGAGAGAGAGAGAGAGAGAGAGAGAGAGAGAGAGAGAGAGAGAGAGAGAGAGAGAGAGAGAGAGACGUCCAUUCUUAAACGCUGACUCGCUAAGUAGUAAUUGAACGAUUGAGCUGCAUCAAAGGAAACGCCGGAUACGAAAAGAAGGAAAAAAUCCCAAAUUCAUCAUUAAAAGAAAUCCAUUUAAUCCUCGGGUCAAGAGAGAUCUGGAGACGUCUGACCUACGAGGAAGAUAAAGGAAAGAUGAUGGGAAGAUGAAGGGAAGAUAAAAGAAAGAUAUGGGGAAGAUAACACGAAGAUAAAGAGAAAAUAAGGGAUAAGAUGAAGGGAAGAUAAAAAAUAAAAAGAUAAGAAGGAAAAUUUCGUAGAUUUGUAUAAAGACUGUUUUAUGCUAUGUGUCUUGUGGCAUUACCGUUUACUUUGUAGCGAAGAUUAGCGAAGGAGGAUGAAGGAAAGGUGAAGGGAAGAUAAAAGGGAAGAUGAAAGGAAGAUAAAGAUUAGACAAAAGGAAGUUAGAAAGGAGAAGAUGAAAACACUUUGUGCUUUGCGUGUCUCGUGUCUCGUGGUAUUAUGGUUUGCUGUGUAGUGAAGAUUAGCGAAGAAAGAUCAAGGAGAGAUAAAAGGAAGAUGAAGGGAAGGUAGUAAAGAGAAGAUGAAAAUGGGAAAGAUUUCAUAGGCUGUUUAGAAGACUGCCUUGUGCUGUGUGUUUGUGUGUGUCUCGUGGAAUUACUGUUUUACUUUGUAGUGAUGUUUAGCGAAAAUUUGUUACAUCUAUUGUUCGUUCUGGAAUAAUCAUGUUUUAAUCCUACGAGAUGUUUCGGAUAAAAAAAAAAAAAAAAGAAAAAAAAUAAUUAACGUCUGUCUUUUAUUCAGUUCGUAGUUUUUGGUUCUUCUUCCUCCUCUCUCAUUCUUAUAUUUCGGUUCCUCCUCUUGUAUUCCCAGUCGUGGUUCUUUUUCCUCCUCUCACAUUCCUAGUUCUUGAUUCGUCUUCCUCCUAUUGUAUUCCGAGUCGUGGUUCUUCUUCUUCCUCUCUCAUUCCUAGUUCUUGAUUCGUCUUCCUCCUGUUGUAUUCCCAGUCUUGGCUCCUCUUCCUACUCUCCCAUUCUCACUUCUGGUUCCUCUUUUUUCCUCUCUUAUUCCCAGUUCUUGGUUUAUCUUCCUCAGUUCUGGUUCCUCCUAUUACAUUCCCAAUUCUGUCUUCUCAUUUUCAGGUAUUCCCAGUUCUUGGUUCCUCUUCCUCUUCUCGUAUUCCUAGUUUUCGUUCAUCUUCUUCCUAUCUCAUUUCCAGUUCCCAAUUCUUGGUUCCUCCUGCUCAUCCUACAGCAUCUCAAGUUCUUAUUUAUUUAUUUCUUUUUAUUAUCUUUAGCCUAUUCUUUUUUUGUGGAGCUCUCGAAAUAGAUAAGUUCAGUAAGACUAUUAUUUCAAUUCAAUGUAUUGACACGAGGUCUUGUGGACUUCAUGACAUCAUUGCUUUGGGCAGUUGCAUAUUGUUAUUUUACUCUGGUCUUGCCUGUGCCAAUCAACAAUGCCGCCCGCCCCCCUUUACACACACCAGCAUUUAUAAUAUCAAAAGUAAAGUACAUUUUUUAUUCAUAAACUAGACUGGCCAUCCUUCCUGAUUGGUCUUGUUCUAUAGGGUAAAGAUUUAGCCACCUAAGAAUUCUCAUUAAUUAUAUCUUCUAUUUUCUUUCUUCUUUUCAUCCCCACAGAUAGAAAUGGGAUGAAAAUUUUUACGCUUUAUAUUUUUUUCCUUUCAUUCAUUCAUUAUCAGAAGUUUGUUAAUGAGAUGACUGGUGGUGACCUGAUGUAAGGCUGGUGAACGUGAUGUUAAGAGGUGAUGAGAGAUGGUAACGAUAAAGACUGGUGUUGGAGCGGUAAAGUGAGGUGAUGGUAAGGAUGAUGAAGGUGACAGUCAGGAAAUGGGAAUGACAAAUAGCUUUAUGCAUUUUUUUUUCUUGAGUAUUCUUUGUUUUCAUCUUUAUCUCCUUCAUCUUUUUGUGUCCAUACUUGAGGAAAUCCUUGUAUUUCUGAUGAACAACAUUUUUAACGGCAUUUUUAUCAUUAUUUCUAUCCAGCCUGGUCUCCCUAACUCCCUAAAAAGAAGAAGAAAAAAAAAAAGGGGGCGGGGAAGGACAAUUUAUAUAUCGUUUACUGUAGAAAUUUUCAUGCUCCAGUUUUUUUUUUUUUUCUCAUUUGAUUUCAUUUUAUUAUUUUAUCUUAUUUUAUUCAUUUAUUUAUUUAUUUUUAUUUAUUUAUUUUCUUUUUGAUAAGGGAUAUGAUGGGGCGGGAGGAGCCUUGUCCAUGCCUAGCCUGUUCUCUUACUCACCACGUGAUUUACGGAUAGUGGUGGUGUACAAUGCAAAGCGGCAGGUCCCCCUCACCUGUGUUGUCUGUUCUUCGCUGGUAAUUUCGUCUGUAAUUUUUCGGCGGAAUAAUCGCUG
Messenger RNA from Portunus trituberculatus (swimming crab), 4207 nucleotides. RefSeq lists its product as uncharacterized. The transcript is spliced from 2 exons. The record is from RefSeq and is a predicted model, not a curated record. Lineage: Eukaryota; Metazoa; Arthropoda; Malacostraca; Decapoda; Portunidae. Bases 862 to 1560 code for a protein of 232 amino acids.